Messenger RNA from Polistes canadensis, 3130 nucleotides. RefSeq names its product nucleolar GTP-binding protein 1 (gene Non1). The coding region runs from base 147 to 2051 and encodes 634 amino acids. The transcript has 9 exons. NCBI's taxonomy places the organism in Eukaryota, Metazoa, Arthropoda, Insecta, Hymenoptera, Vespidae. Gene Ontology annotation, biological process: ribosomal large subunit biogenesis. Gene Ontology annotation, cellular component: nucleolus. Gene Ontology annotation, molecular function: GTP binding; GTPase activity; RNA binding. The record is from RefSeq and is a predicted model, not a curated record.
UUAGCGAUAGCAUCGUGUUGCUCCACGUGUUUUUUUAUAUUUUUAAUAACAUAUAUAUUAAAAAAUAACGCACGUUUUGUUUGAUCGUGCGAUGUUUUAUUGUUGUGAUUUUUGUAUAUUUGAAAAAAUUAUUAAGUGAUUUCAAAAUGGUGCUGUAUAAUUUUAAGAAGAUUGCGGUUGUCCCAACUGCAAAGGACUUUAUUGAUAUAAUUUUAUCAAAAACACAACGUAAAACUCCAACAGUUAUUCAUAAAAAUUAUAAGAUCACAAGAAUACGUGCAUUCUAUACACGUAAAGUUAAAUUCACUCAACAGAAUUUUCAUGACAGAUUAUCACAAAUAAUUCAAGAUUUUCCUAAGCUCGAUGAUGUCCAUCCAUUUUAUGCCGACUUAAUGAAUAUCUUGUAUGAUAAGGAUCAUUACAAAUUAGCUCUUGGACAAAUCAAUACUGCUCGCCACUUGAUAGAUAACGUUGCAAAAGAUUAUGUUCGUUUGUUGAAAUAUGGUGAUUCGUUGUAUCGAUGCAAACAAUUAAAGAAAGCCGCAUUAGGUCGUAUGGCCACUAUUAUGAAGAGGCAAGCUUCCAAUUUGACAUAUCUUGAACAAGUUCGACAACAUUUAGCUAGGUUGCCAAGUAUAGAUCCUUAUACGCGCACAAUUAUUAUUUGUGGAUUUCCAAACGUUGGUAAAAGUAGUUUUAUCAAUAAAAUUACGCGUGCCGAUGUAGAUGUUCAACCGUACGCAUUUACAACUAAAUCGCUAUACGUGGGCCAUACGGAUUACAAAUACUUACGUUGGCAAGUGAUAGACACACCUGGUAUAUUGGAUCAUCCGUUAGAGCAGAGAAAUGUAAUAGAAAUGCAAGCAGUUACGGCUCUUGCUCAUUUGCGCGCAGCUGUGCUUUAUUUUUUUGAUAUAUCCGAACAAUGUGGACAUUCGUUGGAAGAACAGGCUAAAUUAUUUGAAUCUAUCAAGCCUUUGUUUGCCAAUAAGCCAUUGUUAAUCGUAAUGAACAAAGUUGAUGUGACACGUUUGGAUGAACUUCCUAAUGAAAAACGCGAGAUCUUGAAACCAUUAGAAGCGGAUACAAAUGUGCCAAUAUUAGAAAUGAGUACCUUAACAGAUUUUGGUGUUAUAGAUGUAAAAAACCAAGCGUGUGACCGUUUACUGGCUUUCAGAGUCGAUCAAAAGAUCAAAACUAAGAAGGUUGAAGGUAUAUUAAAUCGAUUACAUGUUGCUCAACCAGUACCAAGGGAUCAAAAAAUUCGAGCACCAUGUAUUCCAGAAAGUGUUUUGCUUAAGAAACAAGCUAUAGCCAAUAAAAUGGAACGACAACGAAAAUUGGAAAGAGAAAUAGAGGAAGAGAUGGGUGAUGAUUAUGUACUUGAUUUAAAGAAGAAUUAUGACAUAGAAGGAGAUCAGAAAUAUGAUAUUAUACCAGAAAUCUGGGAAGGGCAUAACAUAGCAGAUUACAUUGAUCCAGAAAUAUUCGAGAAAUUAAAUGAAUUAGAACGGGAAGAACAGUUAAAAGAAGAAUCUGGUAUGUACGAUUACAAAUUACCAGAAUUGACGGAAACUAUGCAGGAGAUCGUAGCAUUAGCUAAAAAGAUUCGUGAGAAGAAGAUAAUUAUGAAGGAGGAAGCUAGAAUACAAAAGGCAUCUACGAAACCUGUUAUGCCACGAACAGCUGCAGCUAAAGUACGAGGAAGAUCGGUCUCCAAAUUGAAAGAACAGAUGGAAGAUCUUGGUAUUGAUAUGGAAGAUACUGAAAAUGCACACUUUACAAAAAAGAGGAGUAGAUCUAGAUCACGUUCAAUGACAGCCAAUAAGAGAAUACGAACGGAAUCAGUAUCGCGGUCACGAGCGCGUAGUGAAAUGGGCGUUAGAGAUCCUGAAAUGCAAACCAAGCUAAAGAACAUAGCACACAAGGCAUUGAAGAAGAAGGUCGCAAAGAAAGGUCUCAAGGGAGAAGCGGACAGAUUUAUUGGCACAAAAAUGCCCAGACAUUUGUUCUCUGGCAAAAGAGGAGUUGGUAAGACCGAUAGGAGGUAAACAAAUUCAUCCUGAAAUUUUAACUAUUGUUUUGUCUAAAGAAAUUAACGAAUAUGGUUUUCCAAUUAUAUAUUUCAUAAUAGAAUUAAAUGAAUUGUUAAAAAUAUGCUUGCGCAUAUUGUAAUAAAAAUAAAGAUAAGAUUUCUUUUUUUUUUUUAAAUUUUUGUUCUUUAGAAUUUCUUCAGAAUUUUUCAUUUUUAUCUAUCCAAUUAUAUAUUAUUCCAUAAUGAGCUCACCAAUUUGCAUUUGCCACUAACUACAUGAUUAAUUAAACAUUUUUGUUAUAUUAUCAAGACAUUGGAAAAGAUAUGUUUGAUAUAUUAGCGUUUAUAUAAAUCACGGAAAGUCUAGUGAACAACAGUAACAUACACGCAUAAUCAUAGAUAAUACCUUUUGCUCGCAAUUUAUUGAAACAUUUAAUGUAAAAUUCUAAAAGACGAACAAGAAUGGUUAGUUGCAUAAUGCGAAGGUAACCUUCGAACUCGAGCAGAUGAAACGUCGUUACGCCCAAGGAAAGUUUAUUGCUGUCGUGUCGUGAUAACCCCGAAGUGCUGCUCUCCAGAGAUUUUAACUUUAUUCAUGGAAUCUAUAGUCCUUAACGUUGACACUAAUAUCAACGUUCGAGAGUAUUGUGCAAUUCAAAAGUCAAAGUGUAUGUGAAUAAAUAAUCGGAACAGUAUUUACACAUACACGUACACGUAUAUAUGUAUAUGUACAAUGCGUAUGUAUAUACAUAUAUAAAGCUAUUCAUAAUUUUACAUGUACAACAUAUUUUAUCUAACACACAGGGUAGCUAUAGAAGAAGCAUAUUUUCUUUUUCAUUAUAACAUAGGAAGUGUCGACCUUAUAUAAAUAAUGAUACGCAGAUCAUUAGAAAUAAAAAGAAAAAUAGAAUGACGAGCAAAAAGGGAAAAUGCAACAAUAAAAAAAAAUUGUCCGCUUUUUUAUUGAAAAUUCAUCGAUCAGCAUAUACUUAAGAUUUUUCUAUUAAUUAGAAUAGUAAUAAUUUAUGUAAAUGUUCGUACUCUCUUAUAUUUUAUUACGAAUAAAUGAAGGGGAGAAUGGAGGGUAAUAACAGA